AUUGGUUGCUCCGAGGGGGAAUUCGGAAGAAAUCGAUCCAGCGAUGAUCACAAGUGGACAUAUCAUGGACAUGCACCACAAUGAUCGAUAUGAUUAUGUACGUGACAUCGGCUCCGGAAACUUCGCCGUCGCAAGGCUAAUGAUGGAUAAACAAACCAAAGAGCUGGUCGCCGUCAAGUACAUUGAGCGUGGUGAGAAGAUUGAUCAAAAUGUUCAGAGGGAGAUCAUAAACCAUAGAUCUUUGAGGCAUCCAAACAUUGUGAGGUUUAAAGAGGUCUUAUUGACGUCGACACAUAUGGCCAUUGUAAUGGAGUAUGCAUCAGGAGGAGAGCUCUUUCAACGAAUUUCUAACGCAGGGAGAUUCGGGGAGGAUGAGGCUCGGUUCUUCUUUCAGCAACUUAUAUCUGGUGUCGGCUACUGUCAUUCAAUGAAUAUAUGUCACCGAGAUUUGAAGUUGGAAAAUACGUUGUUGGAUGGAAGUCCUGCUCCUCGUUUGAAGAUUUGUGACUUUGGAUACUCCAAGUCUUCUUUGUUGCAUUCACAACCAAACUCAACUGUGGGGACGCCUGCAUAUAUUGCUCCAGAAGUGAUACUCAAGCAAAAUUAUGAUGGCGAGAUUGCAGAUGUGUGGUCAUGUGGGGUGACUUUGUAUGUCAUGCUUGUUGGGACAUAUCCAUUUGAGGAUCCUGUUAAGCCAAAGGAUUUCUCCAAGAUGAUACAAAGGAUUCUGCAGGUGCAAUAUGCAAUUCCUGAUAACAUUCCAAUCUCACCGGAAUGUCGCCACUUGAUCUCAAGGAUCUUUGUCCAUGAUCCUAAACAGAGGAUGAGUAUUACAGAGAUAAUGAAGCAUGAGUGGUUCGUAAGGAACCUUCCGAAUGAACUUAUAAAGGAGAAUAUGAUGAGUAGAGAAUACCAAGAGCCUGAUCAACCUAUGCAAAGUGUGGAGAGUAUCAUGCAAAUAAUCGCUGAAGCCACAGUUCCACUGCCUCCCCCUUUUAGGAAUGAUGAUGAUGGUGAUGAUUUAGACGAAGAUAUGGAGACAGAUUCCGAGUUUGACAUUGACAGUAGUGGGGAGAUCAUCUAUGCAGUCUGUUGAAAAAAGACCUAUCAGAUAUCAGAUUCAUGGUCCAGGACCAGAGCACAUAAAAGUGACCUUGUCGAAUGAUUAUGGUAUGUGAUUCUUCUAUACAAGUUUCUGCUGGAAAAUAUGGAGAGCCCUUAUUUCGAGUUUUUGCUACAUGUUUCAUUUUGUUUUUGCAACUGACAUGGUCUUUGUGUUUGUAUGUUGUUUAUGUUUUUCUCUUGAAUUUUGACAUCAAAUAACAACUU
Impatiens glandulifera is the source of this 1329-nucleotide messenger RNA. RefSeq names its product serine/threonine-protein kinase SRK2I-like. Gene Ontology annotation, molecular function: protein serine/threonine kinase activity; ATP binding. The record is from RefSeq and is a predicted model, not a curated record. Gene Ontology annotation, cellular component: nucleus. Gene Ontology annotation, biological process: protein phosphorylation; intracellular signal transduction. Lineage: Eukaryota; Viridiplantae; Streptophyta; Magnoliopsida; Ericales; Balsaminaceae. The transcript is spliced from 9 exons. The coding region runs from base 44 to 1096 and encodes 350 amino acids.